GUUCUACCUGUCGUGUGCGGUGUACUAGUGCAUUGUUGACAUGUUUCGUGAGUUUUACACCUUUGUUUACAGAAGAGGAUACGUAGAUUAUGUCAACGCUACCUUGUGAUGGGAUGUGACAGGAACGGGCCUCGUCUACCAUGACGACUUGAUUACAGACCCAGAUAUAUCCUUGCCACACCACAUUCUGUGUAAAAUCCAGUCCACAUUUUAAUGUAUUCCAUAUCACCUUCUGAUGUCAACAAAUCUCUUAACAUUCCAGCUAUUUUACACCAAACAUCGGAAGUUUUGCAUGGUGUAUUAUCAAUUUGUUCAUUCGGGUGUGAAGAGAAAUCUGGAUUUUAAUGUUAGUGUCUAUAAAUAGACUACAUUCUUGUUGAUGGGAUCAUUACCUCUGAUAUUUAACUACACACAAUGAUGUAUAUUUUCACCUGAGAUUAUACCAACUAGUACUUUAACUGUUGGGUUGUCCGUGGUAUUAUGAUGAUGGGGUUACAUGUCUGACAUGGAUAUGACAGAUGCCCUUUGAACCCUACAUGUUUACCUGUGUUCGUUAGUGGGAUGACACCUGUGUAGGAUUCUGCUUCCUGGACCAGUAUGAAGUAUGUCUGCCUUAAUGAGAUCCACUAGGAGUUGAGGCUUUAACUGAGAGGGUUUACUUAUGGACGAGACUGAUGAUGUCCACCUCAAGAGUGAGGGAGACCAUGAUGAUUCUCUAACAUCCUCCCCUGCGGUAGAUAUUCCCAGCAAAAUGUACAGCACUGACUCUGAUCUCUCCGACUGGGAGAUUCGGCAGUUUGGUCGACACAAGAUCACAUCUCCACCUCUAAUACACAAAAACCAGCCUUCUGACAAUGAAGAAAAUGUGCCCCCUGGAUCCCCUGGGAAACGAUCGUAUGAGAAAACAUUUGAUACCGUAUCUUUUGAGACAGCCGCAGAAAAUGUCCAACUCAGUCCUAGCAAAAAAAAGCAUAAGGAGCAGGUGUGGACACCUGGCAAGGAGAACCAGGGAAGAAUGCCAAAAAACUGGAACAAUUCUGUGUCAUCCAGAGAUAGUGCUCUUGGAAGUUCACUUUUUUCGGCUUUUGGAUCUGUUUUAACAGACAGUUCCACAUCCUUUGACAGUCAGAGUAAUUCUGAUGACACCACUUCUAGUGUCAACAGUUCUCCUGUACAUAGUGUCUAUGGCCGUUACCAGAAAAUUUACACCAACGACAAGGGAAAAAAUACAGGAGGAAAAAGUCUUAGGGAAUACGAGAAUCUCCUGCUGCACAGACUUCCAGGAGAAAAUCUUGGAAUGAUUCUUGGAAUUGAAGGAGGGAAAUUUAAUGAAACAAUAUCGGGAGUGUUUGUAAAAACUGUGACAAUAGGUGGCGCUGCCUAUCGAGCAACAGGAAGCUCAAAGGGCAUAGCCGUAGGUGAUGAAAUUCUGGAAGUGAAUGGUAUGGACUUGAAGGAAAUGAACAGGGAUGAAUGUAUGACAGUUCUCAAAGAAAUGCCUCUUCGUGUAAACUUGAUGGUGAGACGUGGAAGUAAAUUUUCUGGGCCAACUUCGUCAGAUGGUGUAUCACACUUCAGACAGAAGAUGAAGGAGGUCAGUUCUAGAGAGAUGAAGGUGUGUAAGGACCAACGAUUCAUGCAGAAUUAUGCCAUGACAACGACAACUUCAGAAAGUGAAGAUGAUCUCCUGGAAGGGUUUGCCCUCCAUCGAGUAGAAGUCGACAAAAAUCCCGAGGAAAGCCUUGGUAUCAGUAUUGUUCCCAGCUAUGGCUCUACAAGGGAGUUCUAUCAGGUAAAGAGAUUACUGCCGAGUGGAGCUGCAGCAAGGUCCACUAAACUCAGAGUUGGAGAUCGACUCGUGUCCUGCAAUGGAGUUAGUCUACGAAAUCUUGCCCAGGCUAAAUGUUUGAGUAUUCUCAAAACUGAGGCUCAACAGGGUGACCUUGAACUUGAAGUUCUCCGUCAAGCUGAGAAUGACACUCCUAUGGAAAUAUCGGUGAUUGUUGCCAAUGGGGUAGGAUCAAAAGAAUCAAAAGUUUCUUCAUCAAACCAACAGGAGAUUUAUCCGAACUCUGGACUUGAAUCUGAAAGUGAUAAUGAUGUGGUUCUGAGUGGAUUUCAUUUUAAUCGCAGCGAAGGUAAUUCCGAUAGUGUGAAUCAAGUGUUCGCUCAGAACGUAAAGCUACAAAAUCGUGCUCCAACUAAACAUCCGCCUCAGCGACAUACUUCAGAAUCCAAUGUGUCCGAUCAGGAUUCUGACUACUCUCUAAAAUCUCAACACCAAAAACUUGUCAAGGCAAAAAUGGCAUCAAAUUCCUCAGAUCCUUGGAGUCUGGCACUGCCACCUCCCGCUGAGUUUUCUGAUGAUGCGGGAUUGAUGAGUGAGGCUGGGGAUACUGGGGAUGAACACGUCCCAACAACAAAUAUUGAUGAUAUUCUCAGUGACUAUGCACCAUCUAUCUCAGGACCUGCUUCACCAAGGAUUGAACCUGUCAAAAGAGAUUUACAGCCUGUAGAUGCUUCUAGUGGCUUAGAUCGAUCACAAGAAAGGAAAAGAGUUAACUCCUUGACACAAAUUCAGGAAAGUCCACAAGAAUUGGAAAUAGACUUAAGUAGACAAAACGGAAUAGAUAUUACACCUUCUCAGGUAAAAUUGCCGACCAAUAGUGAUGGAGGUUUGUUAGAAGUCCCUGAUAAAUCAAUGAACAAUUAUGGCUAUGACACACUUAGAGAACAAAGGCAAGUGAUGGAUGUAUUUGAUAGCUAUUUAACAUCGGAGGAUGACUCUAUUGUAUCUCACAAACAAAGUAGUCCUGAAUCACACUCCAAUGUUCGUACACAAGGCAGCCCUCAAAUCAAACAGAGAAACGCUCCUUCAAAUCAAGUGACAAAUGUUAUUCAUGGAGACACAAAGUUAGGCAAAAAUGUGGUGGAAGAUUCAGGUGAUGAUGAAAGAAUUGUGCCAGUACAGGUGAAGAGAGAAAUGUCUGCCCCUCCUAACUGGGCCAAGUACAGUCUGUCCAGUGACAUACCUGCUUCAGUGUUUGACCUCCCAGAAUCUUCUGUUGAUGAAGGGGUUAUCAUUCCAGCAUCAAUUCAGAGGGAAAAGAAAACACCUAUAUAUGACUUUCCUACACCACAUCUUGAUACAAGUCCUCCAAGAGAAAAAAUACCACAGCGACCAAAACCUCAACCACGGAAGUCCAAAUCAAGUGAAUCAGAAGAAAGCAUGGAGGAAAUGGUUUCCCCCAUUCAUGUUAAGAAAGAAGAAAGUUCAAAAGUCCUGGUAGAAAAAAUUGGUACCGAUAUCGAGGAGACAUUUAUUGUUCCUGAGAAAGCAACACGUGAAAAUUCUUGGAGCGGUGGUGUUCAGUUUGUUCUUAUGGCAAAUAAGUGGGCAAAAUCAUCAAAUUCUGUCGAUAAUGAACAUAAUAGUGGUCUGCUGAAUGUCAUAUCUAACUUGAAGUCCGAUAAAAAUGAACUAAAUAUUUCUACAACAGAGGUUAGUGGUGUUACUGUCAAGCCAGUAAACCAGGUCUCUGUCACACCUGUGUAUAACGAGCAAAAGUCUAGACGUGUGUCAGGUGAAAAUGUCACACCUGUUGAUAAUGGAAAUAGGUAUUCACCUGUUCAGGGUGAAAAUGUUGUCAACAUCACUGUUGACAGAAACCAGGAAAGGCAAAGUUCUGAGGAGGACUCUUUUGUAAACGAACAUAUCAUCACUCCAAGAAUAGAGGAAUUUGCUGAUGAAAAUGUCUCACCAGACAGAGGUUCAUUAGACACGAAUCAGCCAACCCACAAAACUAUUGUAUGUGUCUCUGAUGAUUUUAAAAACACUGUAGGUGAAGAUAGUAAUCUUAAUCUGCCUCUGACUCAUGAAAAUGCUGUGACGUUAGAAAAUGCUGUGACCUUAGAAAAUGCUGUGUUAAUGGAUACAGACAUAAGUGGAGACAAGCCAAUGAUACCAGGUGUUUCUGAAUCAUCAACAUCACCUACAGUGUCGCCCUCUGUUUCACCACGUUCUCCCGUCAUCAAGUCGAGCAAUGAUACCUUGCUGUCUCGAUCGCCUGUUCAGAGGUCUCCUGAUGCCAAGUCUCCUAUUCCAAGGUCACGGGAAGACGUUUCUCCAGGGAGGAAUUCCCCGUCUCUGUCCCCUAGGGCUGUAUCUCCAGGGAGGAAGUCACCAUCCCUGUCUCCAAGGGCUGUGUCUCCGGAUAUUAAGUCUCCAUCCCUGUCCCCUAGGGCUGUGUCACCAGGGAGAAAGUCUCCAUCUCUGUCCCCUAGGGCUGUGUCACCAGGGAGGAAUUCUCCGUCCCUGUCCCCUAGGGCUGUGUCACCCGGGAGAAAGUCUCCAUCUCUGUCCCCUAGGGCUUUAUCUCCAGGAGUGACAUCAUCUGUGGAUCCUGUGAAAGAAUCCGAAUUAUCAACAACCAAAAUAUCUGUUGUUAAAUCUCCAACAGUUUCCCCAAGGUCGUCUGUUUCUGCUCCCCCUUCAACAGUUUCAUCUAGUGCACCACAUAGAUCAGAAAAAGGUGAUGAAGUCCAAGCAGUGAAGUUACAGGAUGCUUCUGUAGAAUCUGCACCAAAACAGCCAACAAAAUACACAACAUCAGUAGCUGUGACCAAACCAAGUCUUCUAAGUACCAUAAGGUCCCAGAGAACAACGACGCCAGGUCACAUGAAACCUUUGUCCACCAUUAAACCACUGAAGAUCAACACUAACUUCCAGCCCAAGCCUGUGAAAUACAGCACCACCAUCAACACGAAACCUUCACUUCUGUCCACACUGCAUGGGUCUGCUCUCUCUUCCACCUCCUCAACAGAUGCUAAAUCUUCAAGGUCAGAGGAGGAACCAUUCCAGGUCAAUGUGCUGAAAGGUAUUCUAGGAUUAGGGAUGAAAGUCAAGGUCACAGCUGAAGGUUAUACACAGGUCACAGAGGUCCAGUCCACAGGUCCUAUAGCCAAGGACAAAAACAUCAGGACUGGAGAUUACAUCCUGGCUAUCAACAACACCGAGCUGACUGGUCUCCAUGACAGCAAGGUCCAGCAGAUCCUCCGACUCCUACCCCGCGGCCUCGCCAAAAUUAUCGCCUCAGCAACUCCACCUAGUGCUGACUACAGCAAUCCAAGAGGAGAUUCUAAAGAGCCUGCCAACAAACCAGAAGAUGUGGACACAGCAAAAUCAACCCAACAUGUGGUGUCAAAGGUCUCUCCAUCUCCCCUGAUCCCAGUCAAACCCUCUGGGCCUAAGGUAACCCCUAGGACAGUUGUAACCUCCUCUGAACCUACCAAACAUAUAUCUUCAACCUCCCUGGGUAAUCAGGUGGCAGAUAGAAUAGAGCCAACCAUCAGUAAUAAGCUUCAGACUACUAUAAUUACUAACAGCCAUGAACCCGAAAUGGCAAAACCAGAGGUACCGAAACCUGCACCUAGGGAGGACAUACCAAAGUCCACAUCUAGGGAAGAAAUGCCAAGACCGUUACCAAGGGCAGACAUAUCAAAAUCUGCCUCUAGGGAGGAAGUGCCAAGGCCUGCAUCUAGGGAUGAUGCUCCAAAAUCUGCAAAUACGGAAACCAGAAUUACGUCAGAUUCAGUUGUACGGAAAGGGCCACCUCCUAUUGCUCCUAAACCUAGAUUGGACAAGCCUUCAAAACCAGAGCCCAUUGCCACUGCAAGGCCCUCGAUGGGUGGGUAUGUAGGCUCAGCAGCCGGGAAAGUUAGGACAUAUGAGAGGUCUAGUGUUACAGAAAUGGGAUCUUCAUAUUCCACUCCAAGUAGUCAUGUGGCAGCCAAGAAAAAUGUUCCACCAACAGAGAAGGCAAGUAAGGAUGUAGAUCCCUCUGGGCCUAUUGAUACUGUGAUAUUCACCUCCAUUGGUGGUCCCAACUUGAGAACCAGUCCUCCAAGAUCUGGUCAGGAUGAUCAAGAACCAAGAUUGAUUCCAUCUGGUCAUGUGGACUAUGUCUUGUCUGCUAAACCUAAAUCUCUUCAUGAGCCCUCCUCACCAAGACAAAGUCUUUCUGGACCAAUCUCUCCAAAGUUGGCAUCACCCACAGAAAAGGAUGCAUUGAAGAUCUCACCAAGAAAAGUCAAUUCUGCUCUUAGUCCACGUAAAAACAAAGAGUCUUGUCAAUUUGAUUUGUUUACAAAAUCUUCUCAGAUUGCAGCUCCUGCUACAAAGGCAGCAGCAGAAAAUGCCACAGAAUUUCUGCGACCAACAAUGCCUUCACAGCCAGGUAAGAAUGACGAGACACAUUCUGACACAACUGCACUUGACAUUGAUGUUGUAACGCCACAAUCUGCACAUAGUGUCGAGUCCCCACCCACCAUGUCUGUGGAAGCAGAUGUCAUCAGUGUUGUAAAUAAGGCGCAUGUGGAAAGUGAAAUAAAUGUUGUUGAUGUGCUGCAUGCUAGGACUGACUGUCUUCCUGAUGUCAACAAACAGGAAAAACAGGAAGUGAGAGAUGAAAUUUCACAGGAAGUGGUUUGUACUGUGGCACAUGUACCAGAAUCGGAGGACAAUGGUGAAGGUAAGGCUUGGCCUAUGCUUGACGCUUCGGUUGAGGUUUUGCAUGAAGACAACACUACUAAACCAUUUCUGACAGACAAGAGCUUGCCACAUAACACCAAGGAUGAUAAAUUUGACCAAACUGAUGAUGUUUGUGAUGCUGACAGUGAAGAUGACAGUCCUCCCCUCCCUCCCCAAAGUACCAUGCCAGUAGCAUUGAGUAUCGCUAAGGAUAUGUUAGAGGACAUUCUCAGUGAUGUGGGGGAGGAUGAACCUUCUCAGCACCUUCCAGCUGUGCCUACAACCAUUGCUAAGGAAAUGUUAAGGGACCAAGAACUUGACAUUCAGCAUUCACAAGAUUUGAUUAAAGACUCUAGUUGCGAUAAACCAGUCCUCCCUCCCUCAAUCCCUCCUUCUAUUCCUCCCUCCAUCCCUCCUUCUCUUCCUCCCUCCAUUCCUCCUUCUCUUCCUCCCUCCAUUCCUCCUUCUCUUCCUCCCUCCAUUCCUCCUUCUCUUCCUCCCUCCAUCCCUCCUUCUCUUCCUCCUUCCAUUCCUCCAUCCUUUCCCCUGAUGGACCUAUUGACAGAAAGCUCAGUAGAUGACAUUGAUGUUGUGGUUCCUGAUAGUGACAAGACAAAUUUUGGUGAUGUGAAUGAAGAUAUUAAUAAUGUUGGUGGUCAAUCUUCAUUGGUGGAUUUACCCAAUGAUGUAAAUACUAAUGCUAUCAUUGAUGGUGUGUCGCCUGCAAAUUGCAUGCAAGAAUCAAAAGCUUUGUUGUUAAGUGGAGUAACACCCUCAUCAAAUGCAUGCCCGGAUAUGAUCGUAGAUUCACAACCACAAUUACAUGGAAGCAUGCUCAUAGACUCUAAUAGUGUGGACAACAGUAGUUACGACUCUGUUUUUUACCAACAGGUUUCUCCUGGAUCCCAAGGUCAUCCAGGUGAUCAAAGUGAAAAAUCAGCCAUUCAUUUCAAUGAAAAUACUGUGAAUGGUGUUGAAGGUGAUGGAAAUUUUGUAGGUAAUGAUGUACAUAAAGAACCUGUUAAUCUGUCCACUCUGGAUAACACUUUAGAUAGUAAUGAUAUUGUUUUUUGUGUUGACAAUGCUGAAAAUCAAAGAAAGGGAGGUAACUCCCCAUUUCAAGAAAACUUCCAUGACGGUUUUAAAGUGCUCCAAGCAUCUGAAGAUCAGAUAAAUUUUUCAUAUGGUCAUCAAACUGCAGGGAAUGGAAUUACUGAUAUCAAAUCUCCCAACAGUCUUAAUGAUUUCUCCGAUAAUGACUCCUUACAUGUGAGAAGUAAGCGACGAUGGUCAGUUCUGACCGGGCCUCAGGAAUUAAAUGUAGCUUACGUGAAAGGUUCCAUCAGCUCGGACGCUACUCUAGAUGAAUCUAUAAUGAGUUCAGAAAACCUUGCCAUUUUACUGGAUAGUGCCAACGAUGUCAUGGAUCAGACAGGAUUAUCUCUUGAUGAUGAAAUUGUUGUGAUUAUCCUACAUCGACAUGACGCUACAAUGUCCAUCGGUGUGAGACUGACCAUCGGAGAGCACCAAGAGGCCGUGGUGUCCAGUGUGGAUAGGGACAGCCUGGCUGGGAAGGAUGGCCGUGUUGUCUCUGGUGAUGUCCUACUGUCGGUCAAUGGAGAGUCCCUUACUGCUGACAAAAUGGAGGAUGUUAUGGACAAUUUAAAUAAUACCAGCUCCUCUCAUGUUGUACUAGUGAUAUCUAAAUCUGACAGGUUAAAUACUUCAGAGUUUAUAGAUACAGUUAAUUCCUGUGAACAAGUUGUGCCAAAUCCAGAACUGGAGUUUCAGGAAGCUCUUGUCCCUGAUGAUAUAGGAAAUGUUGAUCAGACAGAAAAUAAGUUAAUGGAUGUCACCAACAAAAGGUCAAUGGUCAAUGUGAUUGAACCACCAUCUGAGGUCAAUGACUCACCAGGGGUCGCCACCUCCCCACCACCGGAGGUCAACAGCUACCCACCACCAGAGGUCAGCAGCUCACCACCACCAGGGGUCACCACCUCUCCACCACCAGGGGUCACCACCUCUCCACUACCAGAAGUCACAAGCACACCACCACCAGGGGUCACCACCUCACCACCACCAGAGGUCGCUACCUCACCAUCAGUCCCUGUAGUUCCAGAUGUUGAAAAUUCUAAGGUCAAAGUUCAGCCAGACAGGACCUUCUUUCAGAUGCCGGUGUUUGAUGACCCUAUAGAUGAUGCAGACAAAGAGGAGUUUGAUGUGGUCAUGACCAAAGGAGUGACCGGUCUGGGCUUCCUUAUUGAAGGGGGCAAGGCCUCACCCCGGGGGGACAUGCCCCUCACCAUCAGAAGGAUCAUCAAAAAUGGACCGGCAGACAAGUGUGGCCAGUUGAUAGUCAAGGAUGAAAUCCGUGAGGUGAAUGGAGAGGAUAUCACAGAGAUGAGGCACUCGGAGGCCUGGCAACACCUCAAAUUCCUGGACGAAGGUGAAGUAAGACUAAAGAUCUGGAGAAGGAAAGCUCCACAGUGAGGACCAGUGACCACCAGUGACCACCAGUGACCACAGGACAUUUGUCUGCUGGUCAUUAACCAGGUGUUGUAAGGAAUGGAUAGCCUCUGGUGGCUGGACGACACUUUGUAAACUCAUGGCUGGUGAUGAUGUGUGUAAUAGAUAUCAGCUAAAAUAGUACAAAUCUGUUUGAUUUCAAAUUCUUAUGAACAGGAAAUCAGAUUAAGUAGGAUAGAGGUGAUUGUUCAUCACACUGAAGAGUAGGCCAUGGUAAUCAUGUGUUUUAAUAUAUAUCAGCUAAACUCUCUCUUUUGUGGAAAGGUUGGAUGGCUGUUGAAUAGAAAGAAAAACUCUUCUUUAAACAAUAAGUGGAUGGCAAAAUGUUCAACAGAAACCUGCCCUACUGGCUUGACAAUGUACAUUUGUACCAACUGGGGGAAACAUGGAAAGCUUUAUGGCUCUUUAAUUAUGGACUGUAUCUAUGCAAUAUUUGAUAUCAAAAUCAUAUAUGUCACAAAUAUAAUGUUACGCUUUUAUAAAUGGAUAUACAGCAUUCAGUAUACCAUAUGUAUGUAGUUCUGAAUUUGGCCAGAUUGGUUUUUUUAUUUAGAAUGUAUUUAUUGUGUGCAAUAUAUAUAUACAUGUACAUUUGCUGGGCACAGAGAUUUUCACAACAAUUUUACUAUAUACAUGUAUAUAUAAUAACUGUCAUUAUUAUGUACUCAGUUGCUUCCCCAGUAAAUUAAGCCACACCAAAUUAACACAUCUUUGUUUUUGGGCUUUUUCUGAAUUUUUCCUAGUUCAAUGGAGCUGAUGAUACAUUUCUGUACACUACUAUGUCAGAAGUGUUUUUUUUUUUCUUGUGAAGUAUUACCAGCACACUUUUGUCAUAUCAUCUUCUGAAAGAUUCAGGACUUUGCGAUUGUUAAUCUUUGGAUCCAUUUGAAAUUCAAGAUGGCCACCAAAGCCUCUGAUUGGCUUGAAGCAAUUUCAAUUUUUUUGCUAAGAAGGAAUGCAUUAAUUGUAACAAUCUUCAAAUUGACCAAAAGAACAAAACGUUUUAAUUUGGUAUGACCUUAGAAUAUUCUAUACACAUUAUCAAUUAUUCUUCAUAUUAUGUAAUUAUUUGAUUCAUUAUGGUUGACAUAUCAAUAGUACUAUAUUACACUUCUUUGUGGUUUCAUUAUCACUAUAAUUAUACCGUAAGAUUUACACACAAUUUUAAUCCUGUGAAUGUGUUGCAUUUAAUGUCUAAAACCCAGUAAGAUCCUCUCCAAGAAAUACAAUAGCUAUAGAAUACUAUAGCUGAACUAAGAUGGUGAUAUUCAGUAAAAUGUUAAUUUAAUUAAGACACAAAGGUAAUCAAAAUAGUGACAUAGCAGAAUACUCGCACUCAUACAUGUACACUCCUCUUUAUACCACAUAUCAGAAAACAUGAUAUAAAGAGAAAUGUGACAUUAGACAGUGUGACAUUAAGUGGAGUUGGGCAGGCGGUACACAGCUACAUGACAUUAAGUGGACUUCAUCAGGCGGUACACAGCUACAUGACAUUAAGUGGACUUCACCAGGCAGUACACAGCUACGUGACAUUAAGUGGACUUCACCAGGCAGUACACAGCUACAUGACAUUAAGUGGACUUCAUCAGGUGGUACACAGCUACAUGACAUUAAGUGGACUUCACCAGGCGGUACACAGCUACAUGACAUUAAGUGGACUUCAUCAGGCAGUACACAGCUACAUGACAUUAAGUGGACUUCACCAGGCGGUACACAGCUACAUGACAUUAAGUGGACU
Messenger RNA from Pecten maximus, 10793 nucleotides. RefSeq lists its product as uncharacterized. NCBI's taxonomy places the organism in Eukaryota, Metazoa, Mollusca, Bivalvia, Pectinida, Pectinidae. The record is from RefSeq and is a predicted model, not a curated record. Gene Ontology annotation, molecular function: protein binding.